Molecule: messenger RNA, 2142 nt
Organism: Haliotis rubra (blacklip abalone)
Lineage: Eukaryota; Metazoa; Mollusca; Gastropoda; Lepetellida; Haliotidae
Product: substance-P receptor-like
Exons: 5
Coding region: 498-1667 (389 amino acids)
Biological process (GO): G protein-coupled receptor signaling pathway
Cellular component (GO): plasma membrane
Molecular function (GO): neuropeptide Y receptor activity
Source: RefSeq, a predicted model, not a curated record
GUUAACGUCCCUCAGAUUAAAACGCUAAUCCCUCUGUUACCUGAGGCUAAUACCACGGGACAUAUCUACAAAUUCCGUCAGUCACCUACUGGCUUCAUGUCUGGGGUAUUUGUCUUUGUGUUCUAAGACUGGGCGAUAAAGUUCCAGCGCCCAUGCUCCUUCCUCAAACGCUGGGAGAGGAAGCGCCUCAGUUGUACGUGGUCGAGGGAUGUUCAGAUUCGCUGCUAGACAGUCAACGGGCUGUCAUGUAAAAUAGCCUCCUCGAGGAAAGGCGUGGUUUGGGUACAAAAGACGCCGAUAAAAAAGUUUACAAAGUGUGUUCAGCAUGAGAAUCUCGUGGGAGGACGAGUGAUCAAUACUCUCUGUACAGUGAUCACACACAGUUGAUCGCCGUCGGCUCGCCAGUCUGCACUUGUUAGUCCUGCAUAGCCUAAGUGAAUGAAAGUGUGACCGCUACCUGGACUCUUGGAAUAUCGGGUUCGGACCAGUUUUCCAUCAUGGUCAACGACAGUGACGGCUCCACAGAGUCUGUAUAUUACGACUUUGACCCGUCACAGGCGUUCUACCCUGGUGAAAGGCGGCACGUCCCGCAUUGGGAGAUAUGGAUAAAAUGCGUGUUUUAUACAAUUAUAAUUGGGUUUUCACUGCUUGGCAACAUUUUGAUUGUCCUGAUUGUGUAUCGUCACAAACGAAUGAGGACUACGACGAACUUCUACAUUGUUAACUUGGCAAUUGCUGAUCUGAUGGUGACGGUGUCGUGCACGUGGGUCUCUCUCGUCGACGACGUUACAGAGGGAUGGGUGCUCGGGGAGUACUUCUGUAAAUUCAACACUUUUGCUCAUGUUCUCUCCCUUGUUGCCAGUGUGCUGACCUUGACCUUAAUCGCCUACGACAGAUUCUUUGGAAUUGUUUUCGCAAUGAAGGCGCAUAUGUCAGAAAGGAAAGCUAAAACCUCCAUAAUAGUUGUAUGGUUGUGUUCCGUGAUAGUUGGAUCUCCUUUGCUGUUUUUCCGAAUUUUAAAUAGACGUCAAUGGAAGGACCAUUUAGAACUGUGGUGUGACGAUGACUGGCCAGUGGCACACAUACUGGAUCCAGUCACGAAUACAACACGAGUUGAAAUGCCCUGGCGAACUGCUUAUUACACAGGUGUCUCUGUAGUAUUGUUCUUUAUGCCAAUGUUGGUCAUGUCCAUAGCCUACUCAGUCAUCAUCUGGACACUCAAAACACAAACAGCACCUGGGGAAAACGUGCCACGUAACAACUCGGGCCAGAACAGAGCGAGAAAGAAGGUGAUCUUCAUGUUGGUGGUGAUCCUCGUGGUGUUCGCUGUGUGUUGGCUGCCCACCCAAGUGUAUCUACUGUACACUGAACAUCGCACAGAAAGACUCACGAUGGGAGAUUGGUAUCAGAAGUUUGAAUUUGCAGCCAGGUAUCUUGCGUAUUGCAACAGCGCUCUUAACCCACUAAUUUAUGCUGGAUUUAAUGACAAUUUUAAACAAGGCUUAUGGAAGAUCCUUGGUAUUGCCACCCGGAAGCCUUCAUUCCUCUGCGGGGAAGGGAAGUCCUACGGCACCUACAGCAGCACUGGCUUGACGUCGGUCCAGCUUGUAACAGCCCCUGGUGCUGACAGUCCAGUGAAAGGAGGCAUGGCUGUGACGGCGGUAUAGAAAAGUUAUUCAAGGAUGCCAUGUCUGAAGCUGGUUUGCUGCAACAGAAUGGAGGCUCCAGAAACAACCCAAACAUCAGACAAACAGUACAGUGAUGACGACUCGGAAAGAAAAUAUUUACUUCAAUCUUAAAGGAAUAACGUUACACCCAUGGUGCGGUAACGUCCAUGUCAUUACACGUAUCAACAUUGUUACUUAUAGGUCUAUGACGUGAAGCAAGUGUUUCCGUGUUGUUACCCUUCUGGUCUAAAACGUAUUCAUCAUGAUGAAGUGACACCAGGCCUCUACCAAAGAAACAGCGCAGUUACAUCUGGAAAUGAUGGUUUUGGUUUGAAUGAGCUGUCCCAAAUAGUUACCUUCUCACAACUGGAUGAUUAUGUAGUGUUGAUUACAUGUUUACCGGAGACACUCAGUGUCACAUUGAGUUGCAGUUGCAGUGUAAUCAAAGAAUGUCUCAGCUGUACCCUAUGAUGAU